AUGUCGCACACCUCGCACAGCAGGUCUGGCCAGCGAGGGCCGGCCUUGACAGUGCCUCCGGACAACGAGCUGCCCGAGGAACAGCUUGUGGACGAGAUCGUCGAGCAGUCCAUGGACUCGAGUUAUGACGGGUUAUCCGAGAUCGAAACCCCCAUCCUCGAACGCACCUCCACCAAGAUGCAGAACUACUACGACUCUCUGCUCAACAAUACAGACUGGAACGUCAACAACCUCCGCGUGCAGCCCGGCGACCCGCAGUUCAUACUCUGGUUCAUCUGUUCGUCGUACUUCCCGCUCAUUUGCGGGUGUAUUGGCCCGCUCUCGAACCUGCUGUCUGUGGCUGCCGUUAUUUGCAACUGGAAACAGGACCGUAUAACCGGGAAACCAGCGGGGGCAGACGAGGUUUGGUGUUACACGGUGAACUCGAUCUCCAUGGCGUGCGGGCUCGCCGCCAACAUCAGUCUGCUGCUCAACUUCCGGCGCAAACUCGCGUACAACAAGGCCCAGCUGAUCUCGAUCGCGGGCUGGCUCGUGGCCAGCCUCAUGCUGCUCGUGCUGGUGGUUAUAUACCACGUCCGGUUCAUAACCGAGCAGCACUAUAACCAGUUCACCUACUCGUACGGGUUCUGGUUCGCCGUGUACACCGUGGUGCUGCACUUUGCCAACUUUGUGUUGCUCUCCCUGAACCAGCUCGGCGUGCUCCUCCACCAGUACACGCCCGCGUUCAACAUCGACGGGGUGCAGAACACGCUCAUGCUGCAGUCCAUGUUCUUUGUUGUGUGGCUCAUGUGGGGGGCCGGCAUGUUCACUGCUCUGCUCCACGUCUCGUACGGCGAGGCCCUGUACUUUGCCAUAGUCACCAUUCUCACCAUCGGGCUCGGCGACUUUGUCCCCUCCACGAGCGCGGCCCAGGCCCUCACGCUGCUCUGGUGUAUUGUCGGACUGGUCACGUUCGGUCUGAUCAUCUCCACCAUCCGCGAGCUUGUCAUGUUCUCGUCAGAGUCCACUUUCUAUUGGCACAGGGUCCAGUUCUUCCGCAACAUCGAGCUGCAAAACCUGCCCGCCGACCUGUCGCCCGAGGACAGCUUCAACCGCAUGAAGCACGUCAACCGCAGAGCUUUGAGCUACGAGAAGCUGUUCAGCACAAUGACCAUCGUUGUGUCGUGGCUGGUGUUCUGGCUGCUGGGCUCGCUGCUGUUCACCGUGUACGAAGGCUGGCCGUACCACCUGAGCUGCUACUUCUCGUUCCUGUGUUUCGUCACGAUCGGAUACGGCGUGCCGUCCCCCGCCACCAGUGGGGGGCGCACUUUUUUCUGCGUGUGGUCGAUCGCCGCGAUCCCCAUCAUGACGAUCCUCGUGAUGAACAUCAGCGACUUCAUCUUCGGCUCUCUCAGCACGAUUCAGAACUUCAGCGUCCACCGCCGCGAUCCAGACCCCGCGUUCGACGGGUCCCACCCGAUGAUGGACGUGUUGCAGGCGUUUUCGCAGUCCAAAAAGCUCAACACGGUCGAUUUCUUCAACACCCAGGAAUAUAUCCGCACCAUACAGAUGGCCCGCGACCUGUACAACUACCCGGACGAGGGGAAACCCGUGCGGUUCCAUUACCAGCCACACAAAGUGGCCCAGAUGCUCAAGAAAAUCGACCCGGGCUUCGACGACCAGCAGUUCCUGCAAACGUUCUAUAACACCAUCCAGGAAAAAGACACGGACGGCGACUCGGUGAUCCGCACGCGGUUCAGAAAGAAAAAAGACCCCGUCCUCACCCACAUUGGCGAACUGCAACAGAUCGUCACGCAGCUGCGCAAGGCAUCGUUCCUGGCAAACACAAAGCCGGACUUCAAGUACACAUACACCGACUGGGAAACGUUCCUCCACCUGACCGGUGGGGACACCACGAACUCUGAGUUCUGGCUGAGCGAGAAGUCGCCGUUCGGGUUCCCAAACGACGAACCGCUCUACUUCACGUACCACCUGCAACACUCUUUGGAAAAGAAGUUGCAGGAACUAGCAUUAACUUACGAUAAUCAGUAA
Molecule: messenger RNA, 2031 nt
Organism: Ogataea philodendri
Lineage: Eukaryota; Fungi; Ascomycota; Pichiomycetes; Pichiales; Pichiaceae
Exons: 1
Coding region: 1-2031 (676 amino acids)
Biological process (GO): potassium ion transmembrane transport; stabilization of membrane potential
Cellular component (GO): membrane
Molecular function (GO): potassium ion leak channel activity
Source: RefSeq, a predicted model, not a curated record